Messenger RNA from Symbiodinium pilosum, 558 nucleotides. Lineage: Eukaryota; Dinophyceae; Suessiales; Symbiodiniaceae. The record is from the annotation of a GenBank genome assembly.
AUGGAACAGAUAACCUGGAGUCUGAAUCAACUGGCGAUUGGAAUCCAUCCAGAAAAGGAUUUCUCUGGGAACCCUUACCGUGGACGAUAUGCCCCUGGCACACAGAUCGCAGGUUGGUGUGGGCGUGGCAAUGCCCAGCUGCCCGCAAAAAUGAUUUGCCUCUGCGGCCGAUUCAAAGCCUGGGCAUCUGCCAAUCAGCUGUCGACUCCUGCCACGAUGACAGCUGGUAUGCUAGGCUGGGAAGGUGGUGCAUAUCCGAGCUUGAACCUGAAGGCCUGGAACUCGAGGCUCAUUCUAAGCUACUUUGAGCUCGUGCUUCGAGAAAUGCUUCGCCAAAUUGAAACUUCGGACAUGGAUGGGCUCUUGAUUCAGGAGCUUCGUUUGGCAUCAGCUGCAACCACAGCGAUGGCUAGCUUCAUGGAUCAAAUGGAAAGGGCUGGUCGAUACCUGGAACCUUCCGAAGCAAGGGCUAUGGAUGAUGCGUGCCAUACGUUCUUGAACCUCUAUGAGAUCUUGAUCCUUCUGAGCCUUCGUCGAGGCAGGCCUCGCUGGAAGGCU